Molecule: messenger RNA, 2217 nt
Organism: Dendronephthya gigantea
Lineage: Eukaryota; Metazoa; Cnidaria; Anthozoa; Malacalcyonacea; Nephtheidae
Exons: 1
Coding region: 1109-1648 (179 amino acids)
Source: RefSeq, a predicted model, not a curated record
GAAAUGAUCGAGAUAAAUGAACUAUAAUUGAGCUUUAUGAACGAUAUUCGAAAUUAUUAACGACAAUCGAGUUUUCUAGCGACAGCCGAGAUUUUAUAUACGAUAGUCGAGUUUUACGACGGUCAUUUCGGUCAGCGGACUUGUACUCUUCCGCUUUUUCUUGGCGGGAAACGCGACAAAUAUGGCGGACGUUGAAGAGCUGCGGAAUUUUCUUUUAAGUAUUCAAAAUCUUCUCAGACACUGUAGUCAAGCGUAUCUGAAUAAAGAUACAGUGGGUGCUGAAUAUUGCAAAAGCAAAUUAUAAAAUUAUGGCGCUAUAAUUGUUGCAAUGGCUGUGGCAGUGUCAGAAGGUGAAAAUGAAACGGCUCUUUCUGGCCAGACUGGCGUUUCACUUUCAGCGCUUCUUUCCGAAUUGUUGUCUGCUAUGGAAAAUGAACAAGUAAAGUUAUCUGAAGUAGUGGAACUAUCAGUAGCAGAAAAUCUAACUAAUGUACCAUCAACGUUGCCGAGCACAGGAGGAAGACCUGCUUUUGACAUAAAGAAGGAACACGUUGAACAAUUAAGAGAUGCAGGUAUGAACUGGAAUGCCAUCUCAAGAUUUCUAGGGAUAUCAGAGAAAACAUUGCAGAGAAGAAGAGCUGAGUUUGGGUUAACGUCAAAUUUUUGCACUAUAAGUGACAGUGAUCUGGAUAGACAUGUUGUAGAAAUCCUACAAUUAACACCAUAUAGUGGUGAGUCUUAUGUCAGGGGAGGUUUGAAAGGGCGACAUAUCCAUGUUCAAAGAGAAAGGGUGAGGGAAAGUAUUCACCGUGUUGAUCCUAUUGGGAGGAGCAUACGAAGAAGAUAUGCCAUUUGUCGCCGUGUGUAUAGUGUAAAAGGUCCCAAUCACCUAUGGCACAUAGACUCAAACCACAAGUUGAUCUCCCAACGAUUUGUCAUUCACGGUUGCAUAGAUGGCUUUAGCCGAUUAGUGAUCUACUUACACUGCUGUUUAAACAAUAAAGCUGACACUGUACUACACUUGUUUCAAACCGGAGUUGAGAAGUUUGGUUUACCAUCCAGAGUAAGGGGCGAUCAAGGUGUAUAAAAUGUUGAUGUGGCACGUUUUAUGUUGGAAAAUAGAGGCAUAGAGAGAGGUAGUUUCAUCGCUGGUAGAAGCGUACAUAAUCAGCGAAUUGAAAGGCUCUGGGCUGAAGUUAAUAGGGUUUUGUCAGCACUUUACAAAGACCUUUUCCAGUUUUUAGAGAAUAAUGAACUGCUAGAUUCAUUGAAUGAAAUCCAUUUAUAUGCACUUCAUUAUGUGUACCUCCCACGCAUCAAUUCAGCUUUAGCAGAGUUUCAAAGUCAGUGGAAUCACCAUGGAAUAAGAUCAGCUAACCACAAAUCCCCAUUGACACUCUGGUACACCAACAUUCAAAAUGGCCCAGAGGAUCCAGUUGUGAUCAGUGAAACCUCUUACGGAAUUGAUUACAGUGGCCCUUUGCCUGAAAUAACCACUGAUAAUAACAUUGUUGUGCCUCAUUCUGAUCUUGAACUCACAGAGGACCAAGUUUCUUAUCUUCAAGAACAUGUUGAUCCUUUACAAGAUGAUGGUAACAAUGGAAUAGAUCAUUACCUUAAGAUAUUGAAUAUUUUAGGCAAUUUCUGAAGGUUUACUAACUAUUUCAUCGUGACACAUCACAAAGACACAAUAUUUUAGGAAUUUCCAUGUGUGUUUCUACCACUUAGGUUUAAGCAAAGAAAACCCUUUUCACACACUCAGGAAUUUUUUAUUAAUUGUAUUAUUUUAACCUAUUUUCGCAUACAUGUUAUGAAAAAUGUUUGCAGAAAUGCCAAAAGGAAAAUAUCCUAAGAUGUGUCUGAGACACAAUGUGUCCAUUGUGUCCAACUAUGCAUUUGAAAUGGUUAGUCCAAUUUACUGCAUAAUUGUAACUGGGUUAGGUUAUCUUAACACAAAGUACCCCAUAGAAAUAUAUCGUGUCCGCUGACCGAAAUGACCGUCGUAAAACUCGACUAUCGUAUAUAAAAUCUCGGCUGUCGCUAGAAAACUCGAUUGUCGUUAAUAAUUUCGAAUAUCGUUCAUAAAGCUCAAUUAUAGUUCAUUUAUCUCGAUCACUUCGUAUGUGUAUUCUCGACUAUUGUAUACAGUACUCGCUUAUCAUAUACACAACUCGACUAUCGCAUACUAUACUCGACCUACUUUUGUCCACUUUGGCU